Molecule: messenger RNA, 3574 nt
Organism: Rhagoletis pomonella (apple maggot)
Lineage: Eukaryota; Metazoa; Arthropoda; Insecta; Diptera; Tephritidae
Gene: MCU
Product: calcium uniporter protein, mitochondrial
Exons: 9
Coding region: 748-2574 (608 amino acids)
Biological process (GO): mitochondrial calcium ion homeostasis; calcium import into the mitochondrion
Cellular component (GO): mitochondrial inner membrane; uniplex complex
Molecular function (GO): calcium channel activity; uniporter activity
Source: RefSeq, a predicted model, not a curated record
CAAAAGAGAACUUUCAGUUGUUUGCCAACGUUCUAAGCGUGUUGGGGACACUUUACUUCGCACCGUGGAGCUUGGCCAGCCGCCGCGGCAUAGUAAAGCGAAGCAAACAAGCGAGCGAGCGAGCAAGUGAAUCCGAUAUAACUGCAUGGAGCCCCAGUGCUAGCGCCAGCACCAGUGAGCUCCCCGGUGUUUGGGAUUUGUUGUGUUACAUAUCCACUAUAUAAAUAAAGUAUAAAAUUCAAGCGCGCGCUUGUGUUUCUGUGUGUGUGUGUGUGUGUGUGUGUGGCGUUCAUGCAAAGUGGAAAAUUAAGAAGAAAAAUAAAAGCUUGUAAAAGAGCAAAGUGACAAAGUGUGUGAAUAAGCGCAGUAACGCCAGUACCAUCCAGCAGCAGGAGUAGCAGCAAAAGACUACGCAAAAGGUUUUCUUAUAAUUUUUGUUUAAUCGAAGAAAGUGAAAUUCUCCUUCCCCAACUGCUUUGCAAAAAAAAAAACAAAGCUCUUAUUGAAUGCAAAUAAAGAAAUUCAAUCCAAAAUUAAGUGAAAUUUGUUUGCAUCGGCAUUCGCAAAAUUGGUGAAGUGAAGUGGAGUGGAGUGGAGUGAAGUUAUCGUUCGAUUCGUUGUUGUAUUGCUUGCUGAUAGCUGUUUUGUGAGCGCGUCACGGUGUAAAGCGGUAAAAUAAGAGGUGGGCGUGUGAAAAGCGGGUGUGUCGUUGCCGUUGCUGGUGUAGUUACAGGAUUCGGGGUGAAUAUGGCGCCGGGCGUAUGUGUAACAAGUUUCCGUAUGUUAAUGCGGCGAACGGAAUUGAGUAGCCAUCUAUGCCGUGGACUGCGGCUAACACCAACCGGGCCGUAUUUGCUGAAUUCUUGGAGCACCAGACGAUAUUGCAAGCAAAGCGAUGAUGCGUCAAAAGAGGAGCAACCACAACGUACAGGCAAAACUAAAACAGUUAAUGAAAAUGCGGGCCCGACCGCCAAAGAGAGCAGCCUUUUAUCGAAAAGCAUGCAAGCACAUAAUUUAAAUACAAAUCAAUUGCUUAAAGCAGAUGAAAAUCGCUCAAAAGAGGGCGGCGAUCUUACACAAUUGAAAAUUUCACAGUUGCGCGCUGAACUACGCGCGCAUGGUUUGAGUCCUGUUGGCAAAAAGGAUGUGUUGGUGCAACGCUUGCAAAGUUAUUUACAGCUGAAUGCAGCAAAGUCCAUCACUCAAAUGCCAGUGGAAAUGCAAGAUGAGCAAACGCAUGCAGGCACAUUGGAGCAGAAAGCAAGCAGAAGCGAAAAAGCAGUUAGUGAAGCAAAAGCAUACGCUAAGAAAGAGGAACAUUCGCACGAGGAAUCAACACAAAUUGAGAUAAUUAAGGAAAAACUCUCACAAAUCGAGUCUGAAAUAGAAAAGUCAAUUCCCGCACCGCCGGGCGAGUCUUCUUUGGAUAAACUGAAUAUUCACGCCGCGAAUCCCCACUCUCAUUUCGAAAAGAGCAGCGAGAAAACAGAAAGUUCUUCAACUUCUAUAUCCAAAGUCGAGGAAAUGGGUAUCGUUUCAGCUGCCACCGGUGAAAAUCAUGGCAACGACGAUAGUCCUGAUGAUGACGAAAUAUUUCAAAAGCAUUCCUCUGCAAAGCACAAUGUGGAAAUGGAGGGAAAGCAACCCAAGGGCGAUGUUUAUGUCGAAUAUAUACAGGGACUUCCACACCUAACAGUGCCGCUGCCAAGCAGAAUGGAAAAAUGCCGUUUUGCUCUGAGGCCUGUCUCGCACAAAGUGGGCGAUUUAAUCGAAAUGUUGAAAAUUGAAGAUCACGGUAUUGAUCGAGCGGUUGUGCUGAAUAAAUGCGGUGUACGGAUAGCGUCCACAUGCGCCAUCGAUAGCCUUAUGGAUGAGCCAUUUUGGCUACAAAUAAAUGACAACAAAUAUGAAGUUAUUCCUCCCAAAAGGAAAAAACUCGACUCAGAAGACUUAAAGAGGCUAAGUGAUGUUAGAACUUUAGUAGCACAAUUAUACGAAGCUUUACACGUCGGCGAAUAUCAUUUGCACAAAGAGCAAGAGUUAGUGAAAAAAAUAGAAAAUUUAAAAUUUGAAAUAUCACCACUAGAAAUGGAAAAGCAAGAAUUAACAAAACUUGCGGAACGUAAAACUGUCAUCGCAACAUGGGUCGGUCUCAGCUUGAUGGCGGUGCAAUUUGGCGUUUUAGCGCGUCUCACCUGGUGGGAAUAUUCUUGGGAUAUCAUGGAACCCGUCACAUACUUUGUAACCUAUGGCACAACGAUGGCCAUAUAUGCCUACUACUGCCUAACAAAAACGGAAUACAAUUUCGAAUCGGCUAGAGAUCGCCUCUUCCUUAUAAGCAUACACAAAAAAGCCAAAAGGAAGAACUUUGACAUUGAGAAAUAUAAUAUUCUGAGACGCCAAAUAGCCGAAGCUGAAUACGAUUUACGUCGUCUGCGCGAUCCUAUCAAUUUGCAACUGCCGCCACAUAUUGAUCGUUCACAACGGAUUACAUCAAACGAGCCACCAACGAGUGUCACCAGCGAAAAGAAACCCGUCAGCUUCCGACUGCCCUUCUUAGAACCGAAAAAUUAAAUAAUUGUUAUACAUACAUACAUGCAUAUAAGCUGCACAAAUUAUGAUUUCAACAUAAAGACAAGCAACAACAGAAAUACAUACCAAUAAUGUUGAGUUUAACGAAAGCACAAACUGGCUGCAAGCAAAUACAUACAAACAAAUACAUACAUAUUAUUGAUAGAAGAAGCAUUGUACGUAAAUACAAACAGACAAACAGGCGCAUACACACAACAACCGAUAAGCAGAUUUACUUUAAUUUUAAGAAGUAGUUGUUGCAUAUAUAUGUAUAUGUAUGUAUUUACUAUACUAAUAAGAUUUGUUCAUCGUUCAUUUGUUCAGUGGUUUUAGUUAUUUUAUUUCUAUAUACAUAUGUAUGUACGUUGCUAUAAUCAAACCUAAUGAGAGUUGUUAUUUUUUGCCUUAACCCUUGUAUACCUAUCCAUAUUGAUUAGGAGAAUUUUAAGUGACCUUCCUAUUGCAUGUAUGUAUGUAAGUAUAUAUAUAUAUACGAAUGUUUAUGAGCUCGAUGGUUUUUUAAGCUAGUUAGAUUUUUAUUAAAUUAUAGAUAUUGUUGCAAGGCAAUUGUUUGGUUGUUUUAUCAACUUACAUACUUAAGGUGUAAUAAAUGACAAAAUCGCAAAUCAAAGACGGUAUAACUACUUACAUACAUACAUAUUAUGUACUGAAUUACCUAUCGACUAUGUAAUAAGCAUUCAUUGUUGGUGUAUAUUCGCUCAAAUGUGCUAAAACUUUAUCUAUAUGUUCACUAAGCCACGGAUGUAUACUUUUAUGUAUAAGUGUAAAUCUCAGCUGUAAACGCAUACUACCUUUACGUAUAGUUGUUAAAAACUGUUGUUAGCAGCCUUGUAAAAUAUCUACUACAUCCUUCUCACUAUUUAGUAAAUUUUAUGUUUAUUAUUUAUUUCUAAAGAAAAAUCAAACAAAAAUAACAACAACAAAAAACAAUGUACUAUAAUUUAAGCGGUUGAUUCAAAUAAAUGUUUAUUAUUUAAUAAUU